Closterium sp. NIES-65 is the source of this 3807-nucleotide messenger RNA. Lineage: Eukaryota; Viridiplantae; Streptophyta; Zygnematophyceae; Desmidiales; Closteriaceae. The record is from the annotation of a GenBank genome assembly.
AUGGACCCACGAUUCGAGGCGCGCGUCCACGAAGUUCGUUCGGGUUCGGAGGACCCGCAAUAUCUUAAGAACCCGAAGCGCGUAACUGACGAGGAAUUCGAGGACUACAGUGAUGUUGAGGAUUCCGAUGAGGAAAACGAGACCGCAGAAGACGAGGAUGCGGCGCCGACACUGGACGACUCGACCGACGCUAUUCUCCUGCACGGCAUUCUCGAGGUCACUGUUCACGAGGCGCGAAACAUCCCGACUAUGGAUAAGAUCGCGUUCCACGUGGACAGCGGGUUGUCUUUUGAGUCGACUCAAAAGUCAACUCUCCGUGCUUGCAUCCCCCACCGUGGCAGAGUGGUGCACAACAAGCGGCACCCCGUGUGGGAGGAGACUUUCCGCAUCCCCGUCGCGCACCACUGCUCCUCGCUCUCCUUCACGCUCAAGGACGACGACGCGGACGACGACGCAGUGGGUGCGAAGCUCAUCGGCAAGGCGAUCGUGCCGGCCGCCGCGCUCUGCGGCGACACUCCCGUCUCCGCGUGGUUCGACGUUGCCACGUCGGGGCGCGCGCCGUCCGCGCACCCCGCGCAGCUGCGCCUGUCGCUCCGCCUCGCGCCGGUAGCAAAGGACCCCGCGUACGGGGCGGGCUGGGGGCACGACUCGCGCGUGGAGGACUCGUACUUCCCGCUGCGCCGCGGUUGCCGCGUGACGCUGUACCAUGACAGCCACGUGUCCUCGUCGUUCGCGGUGCGAGCGGCGCUGGAAGGGGGGAGGACGUACGAGGAGGGGUAUUGCUGGGAGGACAUCUGCAGGACGAUCCUAGAUGCGCGCGAGGUGAUCUACAUAGGCGGCUGGUCCGUGAGCACCAAGAUCGCGCUCAUGCGCGACGCGGCACUCCCCAUCCCCCCCCCACGCCAUUUGCCCUGUUCUACUUGUCCUUUUCCCCCUUCUUCCAGGACGAUCCUAGAUGUGCGCGAGGUGAUCUACAUAGGCGGCUGGUCCGUGAGCACCAAGAUCGCGCUCAUGCGCGACGCGGCACUCCCCAUCCCCCCCCCACGCCAUUUGCCCUGUUCUACUUGUCCUUUUCCCCCUUCUUCCAGGACGAUCCUAGAUGCGCGCGAGGUGAUCUACAUAGGCGGCUGGUCCGUGAGCACCAAGAUCGCGCUCAUGCGCGACGCGGCACUCCCCAUCCCCCCCCCACGCCAUUUGCCCUGUUCUACUUGUCCUUUUCCCCCUUCUUCCAGGACGAUCCUAGAUGCGCGAGAGGUGAUCUACAUAGGCGGCUGGUCCGUGAGCACCAAGAUCGUGCUCAUGCGCGACGCAACGCGCCCAAUGCCGGAGCACGGGGACAUGCCGCUGGGGCAGCUGCUGAUCAAGAAGGCCAAGCAGGGCGUGCGCGUGCUCAUGCUCAUCUGGGACGACCGCACGUCGCUCAGCACCGCCGCCUUCCGAACGGCGGGCAUGAUGGGAACGUUGGACGAGGAGACCUACUCUUACUUCCGCCACACCAAGGUGGUGUGCUUCAAGAUGCCCCGCAUCCCCGACAAGCGCCUCUCCUGGGCCAGGAAACAGCUCGUAGAGAGCAUGUACACGCACCACCAGAAGUUCCUCAUUGCAGACGCAGCACCAGCAGCAGCAGCAGCAGCACCAGCACAACCGGCAGCAGCAGCAGGAGGAGCAGCAAGGGUGGUGCGGCGGCCGCUGGUGGGGUUCAUGGGCGGGAUAGACCUGUCGGUGGGGCGGUACGACACACAGGAGCACCCGCUGUUCCGCACGCUGCAUGCGGAGCACCAGGGGGACUUCUACCAACACAACGUCAAGACUAAACCUGACGUGGGACCGAGGCAGCCAUGGCACGACAUACAAUGUAAAGUGGAGGGCUCCAUCGUGUGGGACCUGCUCACCAACUUUGAGCAGCGCUGGCUGCGCGCCACCAAGGGCGCUCGCGCCUCCCCCAGAAAGCGCCUGCACCGCGGGGAUAUUCGGGCACUGCAUGCCAGUGCGGCUGUGCUGCAUAAGCGGGGGUACAGGAUGGGGAGGCGGAGCGUGGUUGGCGGGGAGGUGGGGAGGGGGUAUCGGAGCAGGCUUGUGAGUGGGAAGAGGAGGGAGACGGGGGGAGAGGGAGGGGAGAUGGGGAGAGAGGAGGGGAGGGGGAGUGAGAGCGGCGCGUCUGGCGCUGCUGAUGCUGCUACUGCCAGGGCCGCUGCAGCAAGGGCAGUGGAUGAUGAUGAUGACAUGAGCGUCAUGGCGACAGAGACAGAUGAUCCCGAGACGUGGCACACACAGUUGUUUCGAUCCAUAGACUCUGGUUCAGUGGUGGGCUUUCCAAAGAACCCUCUCCACGCCAUGGCACAGUCCCUGGUGGGAGACAAGGGAGUGACAGUCGAUCGCAGCAUUCAAGACGCAUACAUCGCCGCGAUCCGCCGAGCGCACCACUUCAUACACAUCGAGAACCAGUACUUCCUCGGGUCCGCCUACGCGUGGCCGUCGCACCAGGGCAGCGGCGCGUGGAACAGCGUGCCCAUGGAGAUCGCGCUGAAAAUCGCGAGGAAGAUCAAGAGCGGGGAGCGGUUCAGCGCGUAUGUGGUCGUGCCCAUGUGGCCCGAGGGGGAUCCCAAGGGGGCCGCCACGCAGGAGAUCCUCUUCUGGCAGUCGCGCACCAUGGAGGCCAUGUACCGUGUGAUUGCGCGCGCUCUAGACGAGGUGCAGGUAACGGCGAGGGGGGAGGAAGGGCUGGGGCAGGAGCAGGGGUGGGAGGCGGAGAGGGGGCAGGAGGCAAAAGUGAUUAGUGAGGCCGGGGAGAGCGAGGGACAGGGGAAGGCGAAGGCUGGGGUGUUUGCUGGUGGGCAGGGAGUGGAGGGAGGGGAGGGUGGGGCGGGUGGGGAGGUGGGGCAGAAGGGAGGGGGGAAGUUUAGGGAGACUGUAACAGGGCUGCUGCCACCUGGCGAUGCCAGCACCUCUGCCCCCGCCCCUGCUCCUGCUGCUGCUAGUGAUACCGCUGGUAACCGCACUGAGGGUGGUAACCGCAACAGCAACGGUAGCCAGCCGACGUCUCCCCGUACGUCUGAGCAGCACCACAUGCCAGCUCUUGCCGGCGAUUCUGUUCUUAACUCGGUGUUGCAGCACAGGCGGGCCAUGAUCUACGUGCAUGCCAAGAUGAUGGUGGUGGAUGAUGAGUAUGUGGUUGUGGGGUCAGCCAAUAUCAACCAGCGGUCCAUGGACGGCGCGAGAGACACAGAGAUGGCUGUUGGGGCGUACCAGCCACACCACACGUGGCGCGAGCGCGGGCACGCACCUAAAGGGCAGGUGAGAGUGGGUAUGCAUCAGAGGUUAGGCACCCUGAUCGGCGCGCGCUGGCUGCAAACAGGUUCAGCGCCGUCACAUGCGGCGGGGUCGGCGCCUGGAAGCGGCGGCGCGACUCCUCCGAGCGAGGAGGGCGGCGAGACGCACGACGACUUCAAGCCGCAGGUCAAGGCGGCCGAGGGGGUGCUGCCGGUGUACGCGCAGAUUAAGGAGGACAUCAGUUCAUCCCCGGUUGUGGUGUUCAUGAAGGGCCUGCCAUCCGCGCCCAUGUGCGGCUUCAGUGCUGCGGUCGUGCGAGUGCUUGCUGCUCAUGGUGUGGACUUCAAGGGAGUGAACGUUCUGGAGGAUCCAGACCUCAGAGAAGGAAUUAAAUCUUUCAGUGAGUGGCCCACUAUCCCGCAGGUCUACGUAAACGGGGAGUUCAUUGGUGGCUGCGAUAUUGUCAUGAAGAUGCACCAGUCUGGCGAGCUUGCUGAUUUGCUGAAAUCGUUGAAGGCAGCGCCUGCUGAAUCUUGA